Messenger RNA from Toxorhynchites rutilus septentrionalis, 1548 nucleotides. RefSeq names its product thiamine transporter 1-like. The transcript has 2 exons. Gene Ontology annotation, molecular function: vitamin transmembrane transporter activity. The record is from RefSeq and is a predicted model, not a curated record. Gene Ontology annotation, cellular component: plasma membrane. NCBI's taxonomy places the organism in Eukaryota, Metazoa, Arthropoda, Insecta, Diptera, Culicidae. Gene Ontology annotation, biological process: vitamin transport; transmembrane transport. Bases 23 to 1402 code for a protein of 459 amino acids.
ACCCCCGAGUGGGAUUCUAGCUAUGAAAGAGUGGCGAUCGAUUGCGAUAUUGUUGAGUGUAUUCGGGUUUCUCAAAGACUUUCGACCGAGCGAUCCAUUCCUGGUGCAAUUUCUCAACGGACCAUGCCACAACAUUUCGACGCAGCAGAUCCAGCAGGAUCUGUUUCCGGUGGGAACAUACUCCUUCGGCACACAGCUGGUGAUCACUUUCCUCAUUACGGACUACCUACGCUACAAACCGUUGAUAGUGCUGGCCGGUUUGGCCGGCAUAGCGUACUGGUGCCUGUUCAUUUGGGCCAGAGAACUCAAGUGGCUGCAGUUGGCUCAAAUCUUCUACGGGACUUACAAAGCGGCCGACGUGGCUUUUUGGUCGUACAUCUACGCCAGCGUGGACAGGAGCUACUACCAGAAGAUUACUUCCUACACUAGGUCUGCGUCGCUAGUUGGGAAAUUUGCAGCCGCCGUCAGCUCGCAGUUGCUGUUGUUCUACGGAUUAGUGACGGACUACCUGGAUCUAAACUAUUUAUCCCUGGCAGUUCAAACAUGUACAACUGCUAUCGCUCUCUUCCUGCCACCCGCCCCAAAAAGCGUAUAUUUCAACCGCCAGCCCGCCAAAAAGGAUCAAAAUUUGAAUGAGCCGGUCAGCAAUGCACGUGGCACCGAAACACCCACUUCUGAUCCCGACGCCGAAAAACUCACCCCUAUGGAGCUGCUGUGGUAUCACAUCAAAUCGUCAUACAGCACCUUUGUCGUGCUCCGUUACAGCCUCUGGUACGCGCUGGAGAGUUGCAUCUACUACCAGACCAUGCUGUACGCCCAGGUGCUGUGGCGCACGAUCGCCAACACCAGAUCAACCGGCGUUCUUUGGAACGGUGCGGUGGAGGCUGUGCUGACCAUCUGCAGUGCCAUAAUCACGUUCUCCGCCGGAUUUGUUCCGGAGGAGGCCUUGAAGGUGCCCAACACCUUGCUAGGGCUCAGCUGGAUUUCGUUCGCUCAGGGAGGAAUUUUGCUGCUGGCCGCUCUGGCCCCCAAUCUGUGGGUCGCCUAUGGGUCCCACAUUGUCUUUAGUGCACUGCACUCGUUCACGGUGACACUGCUGAAUGCGGAAAUUGCGAAGAAUAUCUGCAGGGAUAGUUUUGGGUUGGUAUUCGGGAUCAAUGCGUCCGUCGGAUCGGUACUUCAAAUAUUGGUUACGUUGGUGGUGGUAAAUGGAUUAUCCAACACGGACGUUGUUGGUCAAUUUAUUAUCUUUGGAGGUAUAUGUGGAGCGAUAGGUUUGCUCUUUUGGACAUUCUUAUUAAUUGAGUUGAGAAGUUGCUGGAAACACUACCUGUUCAGAAUUCAGCAACGAUUAACUAGCAAGCGAAAAAUUGAGGGUACUGAUAAUCAUUCGGGUGUGUGAAUGUACUUCAGUAUUCUAGAUAUCAUACUCGAAUUAAUUCUACUAUAAUGAGUAUCUAAUUAAGUGGUAUUAUGUAAAUUAUAUUGUGAAAUAAAAACAUUAAUAUUCAAAAAAGCGUUGAAAUUGUCAAUAAUUUAGCUAAAUAA